CCAACCCUGAGUUCCCCUCCGACUGAACUCGACUUCCUGAAACUCUUGUAACUCGACUUACGAGGUGAGAAUACCAAUCCCGAGGCGAUGGCGGAGAGCUGUUUGGACACGUGGGCUUUCAGCCCUGCUUUCGCACGUGAGAACGCGGCGUUGACACGUGCGCUCCAGAUCUCACUCUCCGACGAGAGGCCACCGGAGCUUCCUCCGGUGAUCAUGGUCCAACCGGGACCGGAAGCUGAACUGGGUGAGAAACAGAACCGUGGGCCGGACCGGUUCAGCCCGACGGGGAGAGUCGGGAAGCGGAAGGGAAGGGUGGCGCGGCGGGCGUCGACGACGUACAUCACGGCGGACCCGGCAAACUUUCGUGAGAUGGUUCAGAGGAUGACGGGGGUUCAAUUUGGUGAACCGAGUGUUCCGGUUCAGAUGUCGGGUCGGGCGAGGUUGAACCGGGGUGUGGAGGAGGAGCAGCAGCGGCAGUUGUGGGGGUUACCGUCGACGUUGGACACGUCAUCGGUUCAUUUGGUGAACCGGGUUGAGAUGGUUGAACCGGAAGGGGAGGUUGGACCGGGGUUUGAGUUGGAGCCGGUGGUGAGUUUUCCGACUUUGGAGUCGGGGGGGUUUUCUGAGAAAUGUGCAUCUGAGGGUUGAUCUCGGGGUUUUUUCCAGCCGUUCGAUCAGGAUCGGACGGUGGUGGUGGUGGUGGUGGUUUGGGUUGAUGUUGGGGUUUUUUCAGCCGUUCGAUCAGGAUCGGACGGUGGUGGUGGUGGUGGUGGUUUGGGUUGAUGUUGGGGUUUUUUCAGCCGUUCGAUCAGGAUCGGACGGUGGUGGUGGUGGUUGUAUAGCUUUCUCUUUUU
Molecule: messenger RNA, 854 nt
Organism: Dioscorea cayenensis subsp. rotundata (Guinea yam)
Lineage: Eukaryota; Viridiplantae; Streptophyta; Magnoliopsida; Dioscoreales; Dioscoreaceae
Product: calmodulin-binding protein 25-like
Exons: 1
Coding region: 88-648 (186 amino acids)
Biological process (GO): response to osmotic stress
Cellular component (GO): nucleus
Molecular function (GO): calmodulin binding
Source: RefSeq, a predicted model, not a curated record